This is a messenger RNA of Beauveria bassiana ARSEF 2860, 636 nucleotides long. RefSeq lists its product as uncharacterized. NCBI's taxonomy places the organism in Eukaryota, Fungi, Ascomycota, Sordariomycetes, Hypocreales, Cordycipitaceae. The record is from RefSeq and is a predicted model, not a curated record. Bases 1 to 636 code for a protein of 211 amino acids. The transcript has a single exon.
AUGAGCCCCGCGCAUAUGAUACUAGAAAGUUCACCUUCUUCGGCGGACUCAGGCAGCAGUGAAUCCUCAAGCGGUUUCGUGCUGUCCGACGUUGCUAACCCGGAGGCGAAUCUCCGUACCGACCUGGAAUACCACCGGUCUCGGCUCCCGCAGCUUCUCGACGUCAUCCUCGCUAAGGACGGCCUUUUGUUCUGUCCCAUCAGUAAAAAUCACUUCAACCGCGACUUUGAGUGCGGUUAUGGCACAUAUUGCUCAACAGCCCUCGUGGAUUCGCUCCUUGCGCUGGCUGCUCUUCUGGCCAAAGACCGUGUCAGCGUCAUGGCCAAUCCCACGGCAAGCACCCAUCCUGGACAAGAAGACCUCGGGCAAGUCUUUACAGAAGAGGCCAUUUCUGUGCUAUACAACGGAAUCGGUCUUCCACGCCGCAUCGCCGACAUACAGGCACUCGGUAUCCUGUCGUUGUACUGUCUCGGCCGCAAUCAGCUAAAUGACGGUAGAGGAUUCGCCAGCGACUUUGGCGCUGCCAUCAUCGAGCAGUGGCGCACAGAGCAGCCGAUCAAACCUGAUAGUAGAAUUUUCCCGGAUAUACAGGCACAUGCAAGCAUCUAUUGUGCUGCUGUCUCGCUGAACCGGUAA